Messenger RNA from Ceratotherium simum simum (southern white rhinoceros), 1621 nucleotides. Lineage: Eukaryota; Metazoa; Chordata; Mammalia; Perissodactyla; Rhinocerotidae. The record is from RefSeq and is a predicted model, not a curated record.
UCUUUAAUGCAGAUCUUCACAGUGUUAUUUAAAUAUAGGCCUCUAACUAUAUGGGUAAAAUACAAUUAAAGUACAUGCCCUGACCUGAUGAAACACAACAGUGACAUCAUGUUUUUAGGGCUUUGCCACAGUGGGCUCAAAGACUUCUAGGAGGCUUCCUGUAUGAUAACUCAUAUUUUUUAGCAGCUAAAACACCCACUUCAAAGCAUUUGUUAGCCUGAUUGAGAGUGUAAAGAACUGGUAAUAUAAGACAGGAAAAAAAACAUGAAAGAGAAGAUCAUUUUGAGCAGUGUAUGAGAUGAAACUGUACUAAAGAAUAAUGCUACAAGGAUGGGAGUGACUUGGAACCCACUGGUGGCAGUGGAGGAGGAAAUGGCCGGUCCUAAUCAACUCUGCAUUCGCCGCUGGACAACAAAGCAUGUAGCUAUUUGGCUGAAGGAUGAAGGCUUUUUUGAAUAUGUGGACAUUUUAUGCAAUAAGCACCGACUUGAUGGAAUCACAUUGCUAACGUUGACUGAGUAUGAUCUCCGGUCUCCUCCUCUGGAAAUCAAAGUCUUAGGGGACAUUAAAAGGUUAAUGCUUUCAGUCCGAAAAUUGCAGAAAAUACAUAUUGAUGUUUUAGAAGACAUGGGAUACAACAGUGACAGUCCCAUGGGUUCUAUGACCCCUUUCAUCAGUGCUCUUCAGAGUGCAGAGUGGCUCUGUAAUGGGGAGCCUUCACAUGACUGUGAUGGACCCAUCACUGAUUUGAAUUCUGAUCAGUACCAGUAUAUGAACGGUAAAAACAAACACUCUGUUCGAAGAUUGGACCCAGAGUACUGGAAGACCAUAUUGAGUUGUAUAUAUGUUUUUAUAGUAUUUGGGUUUACAUCUUUCAUUAUGGUAAUAGUCCACGAGCGAGUGCCUGACAUGCAGACCUAUCCCCCACUCCCAGAUAUAUUCUUAGACAGCGUUCCUAGAAUCCCAUGGGCUUUUGCCAUGACAGAAGUAUGUGGCAUGAUUCUGUGCUAUAUUUGGCUCCUGGUUCUUCUUCUUCACAAGCACAGGUCAAUACUUCUGCGAAGGCUCUGUAGUCUGAUGGGCACUGUAUUCUUGCUUCGCUGCUUUACCAUGUUUGUGACCUCCCUCUCCGUGCCAGGACAGCACCUACAGUGUACUGGAAAGAUAUAUGGUAGUGUAUGGGAGAAACUACACCGGGCCUUUGCCAUUUGGAGUGGCUUUGGUAUGACCCUAACUGGCGUUCACACCUGUGGAGAUUACAUGUUCAGUGGCCACACAGUCGUCCUAACUAUGCUGAAUUUCUUUGUCACUGAAUAUACACCACGAAGCUGGAAUUUCUUGCACACUUUAUCCUGGGUUCUCAACCUCUUUGGAAUCUUCUUCAUUUUGGCUGCCCAUGAACAUUAUUCCAUUGAUGUAUUUAUUGCCUUUUAUAUCACAACAAGACUCUUUUUGUACUACCAUACUCUAGCCAAUACCAGAGCAUAUCACCAGAGUAGGAGAGCAAGAAUUUGGUUUCCCAUGUUUUCUUUUUUUGAAUGCAAUGUUAAUGGUACAGUACCUAAUGAAUAUUGUUGGCCAUUUUCAAAACCAGAAAUAAUGAAAAGACUAAUUGGAUGAA